Molecule: messenger RNA, 1651 nt
Organism: Quercus robur (English oak)
Lineage: Eukaryota; Viridiplantae; Streptophyta; Magnoliopsida; Fagales; Fagaceae
Product: dnaJ protein homolog
Exons: 7
Coding region: 183-1439 (418 amino acids)
Biological process (GO): response to heat; protein refolding
Cellular component (GO): cytosol; cytoplasm
Molecular function (GO): Hsp70 protein binding; ATP binding
Source: RefSeq, a predicted model, not a curated record
AUUUCUCAGAAAUCAUAGUACACCUCAAUAAUCAAUCUCCACCGUCCAUUUCUCUCACUUAAAAAUCAGAUCCAAAACUCAUUCCUACCUCUCUUUCUCUCUGUCUCUCUCGCCGUCUCGCUUUGCUUCUGUGGCUCUCUCAUCAUCCUUUUCUUGCAAUUCAAGAUCGAUAAGAAGAGAAAAUGUUUGGGAGAGCACCGAAGAAAAGUGACAACACGAAGUAUUAUGAGAUUCUGGGAGUCUCAAAGAACGCUUCACAGGAUGAUCUAAAGAAAGCUUAUAGAAAAGCCGCCAUCAAAAACCAUCCUGACAAAGGUGGUGACCCAGAAAAGUUUAAAGAGUUGGCCCAAGCUUAUGAGGUUCUCAGUGACCCAGAGAAACGUGAGAUCUAUGAUCAGUAUGGUGAGGAUGCUCUCAAGGAAGGAAUGGGUGGUGGAGGUGGUGGACAUGACCCAUUUGACAUAUUCCAGUCAUUCUUUGGUGGAAGCCCAUUUGGUGGUGGUGGUGGAAGCAGCAGAGGCCGAAGGCAAAGGAGGGGAGAGGAUGUGAUCCAUCCUCUCAAGGUUUCUCUGGAAGACCUCUACAAUGGGACAUCUAAGAAGCUAUCCCUCUCUCGUAAUGUGAUCUGCUCCAAGUGCAAGGGUAAAGGCUCUAAAUCAGGUGCUUCAAUGAAGUGCUCUGGUUGUCAAGGGUCUGGAAUCAAAAUUUCAAUUAGACACCUUGGCCCCUCCAUGAUCCAGCAAAUGCAGCAUGCUUGCAAUGAGUGCAAGGGUACUGGGGAGACUAUCAAUGACAAGGACCGCUGCCCACAGUGUAAGGGAGAGAAGGUUGUUCAAGAGAAGAAAGUUUUGGAAGUAAUUGUAGAGAAGGGUAUGCAAAAUGGACAGAGGAUUACAUUCCCUGGAGAAGCUGAUGAAGCGCCUGACACUACCACAGGGGACAUAGUUUUUGUUCUACAACAGAAAGAGCACCCUAAAUUUAAGCGAAAGGGUGAAGAUUUAUUUGUCGAACACACGUUGUCCCUUACCGAGGCACUCUGUGGCUUCCAAUUUAUAUUGACACAUUUGGAUGGCAGGCCGCUCCUCAUUAAAUCUGAACCAGGAGAAGUUGUUAAGCCUGACCAAUACAAGGCAAUAAAUGAUGAGGGAAUGCCGGUGUACCAGAGGGCGUUCAUGAAGGGUAAGUUGUACAUUCACUUCACAGUUGAAUUUCCAGACGCCCUCAACCCAGAGCAGUGCAAGUCACUGGAGGCUGUGCUACCUCCAAGGACGUCAGUGCAGCUGACAGACAUGGAGCUGGAUGAAUGUGAGGAGACUACACUGCAUGAUGUGAACAUAGAGGAUGAAAUGCGUCGCAAGCAAGCACAGGCCCAAGAAGCAUAUGAGGAGGAUGAUGAUAUGCCUGGUGGUGCUCAGAGGGUCCAAUGUGCUCAACAAUGAUGAACUAAUGAGCUGAUCAACAACAAAUAGGGAGAGAUGGAGUCCACGAUUUGGGGAAGCCAAAUUACUUUGAGAAAAUAAAUCUCAACAUUAUCGUCUUGUUAUAGGGAGUGUGUUAGAUUUUGGUUUGGGUUUUGUUUUUUUCCUUUGUUUCUAAACUUAUACUGUGUGGAAGAUUUAGUAUUUAAAUUCAAGUAUACAUUUGAGAAUUA